Molecule: messenger RNA, 4266 nt
Organism: Phytophthora sojae
Lineage: Eukaryota; Oomycota; Peronosporomycetes; Peronosporales; Peronosporaceae
Exons: 1
Coding region: 1179-3089 (636 amino acids)
Molecular function (GO): GTPase activity; GTP binding
Source: RefSeq, a predicted model, not a curated record
GCUCACGAGGUCGAUGAGCAGUGUGUUGUUGGACGCCACGAUCUUGAACAGUCUCUUGGUCUGCUCGUUCUCGCGGCCGAAGAGCGCUCCCCGCGGACCCUUCUUCUCCACGUCCGUGUUGAGCUUCUCGAACUCCCUCAGAAUCGUCUCGCACUGGCGCUCGUAGAACUCCAGCGCCACCGUCUGCGAGAGCACACCGGCAAUGACGUGCACAUUGAUGUGGUCAAUCUCCCGCACCAGCACGUUGUUCUCCACCAGCGUGCUCCACUUCUGCUGCGCCGGGUCUCCAACCAGCAGCAUCUCCUCCUCAUGGCCACGCAUCUCGAACACGUCACUGCAGAAGCGCGUGGCGUGCUUAAUCAGCGUGUUCACCAGCGCCUGGUCGCAGUUGAAGAACACCACCGCUCCAUAGUCGAAGUACACCACCCACUUAUCCGUGGCGCGUCUCGACGUGACGGUCUUGCCGCCUGCGCCGACGCUGAGCUUCGUCGUGUCCGCGUUGCUGUUGUUGCUGCCGUGGAUCUGCACCGGUGGUGGCGCCACACCCGUGACCAGACCGGCAUGACCAUUGUUCUUGCUGCCACUGAGCCUCAACACGAUUGAGUCCUUGUGCAGGUAGUGCGUCACCUUGAAGCGGUCCGUGUAGAGCUUCUGGAAGAGGCUGGCGAUGUCCAUCUUGCGCGCGAUGUGGACGGCGCGGAUGGGCAUGUGCUGGACCCUUUUGGCCAUCUGUUGGCUCUGCGCCUGCGCCUCCGCGGCUGCGAUGGUGGCGUCCACCUCGUCCGCCGUGGGCAGCGGCGGCAGGUCCACGCCCAGACCCUGCAGCGUCACGUUCGAAGAUGUAGCCAUCCCUCUCCGCUCGUGGAAGGACAGCAGACAGGAUCCCGACGCCCUGGACACUCGCGAAGACGAUGCAGAGCCGAUGGACGCCCCGCGAGCGGCGCAGCGCGCGCCCACACGCCGCAGGAACAUGGCGCCCGAGAGGUCUGCUCUGCACUUGAUGGAUGCAGCGGCUGUGGCUGUGGCUCGACAUCGUCGAGCUGCGUAUCGUUAGUGUGUGCCACAUUUAUGAUAUAUGUGCGCCACACAACUCAAGUCCGCCAAUCAGCGCGCGCAGCCUAUCCGCCUGAUACAGCACGUCAUUCAUUCGCAAAGGUAGUCGUCUAAGAAGUGUAGCCAUGUCGACGGAGCUGGCCGUGCAGGCGUUCCCGGAGGAGCCCGUGCCGCUCAUCACGUUCAGCGAGGACGAGGACCAGCUCAAGGUGAACGACGAGGCCGUGGGGCUGCUGCACCGCAUCGACGGCCACGUCGCCGUCGUGGCCAUGGCGGGGCUCUACCGCACGGGCAAGAGCUCCAUGCUCAACUGGCUGCUGGGCCGCCAGAGCGGCUUCCGCGUGGGCCCCACCAUCGAGCGCUGCACGCGCGGCAUCUGGCUCUGGGGGCAGCCGCAGCGCCACGUCAUGGCCAACGGCGAGCCCGUCUGGGUGCUCAUGCUGGACACGGAGGGCAUGGGCGGCCUCGAGGCCUCGCAGCAGUACGACGCGCGCAUCUUCUCGCUGGCCACGCUGCUGUGCUCCAAGCUCAUCUACAACAGCCAGGGCAGCGUGGACGAGAAGGCCAUCAGCGGGUUGAGCUUCAUCGCCAACCUGGCCAAGCACGUCAAGGUCAGCGCGUCGGGCGACGGCGAGGACGAGGACGCCGUGCAGUUUCACAGCUUCUUCCCGUCCUUCCUCUGGGUGGUCAGGGACUUCACGCUCGAGCUCGUGGACGAGGACGGAGACCCCAUCUCCAGCAGCGACUACCUCGAGAGAGCGCUGGCCGACCAGCCUCGCACCCCCGCCAACAUGGAGCGCAACCGCAUCCGCGCCAUGAUGAAGGACUUCUUCCGCGACCGCGACUGUGUCACGCUCGUGCGUCCCGUGCACGACGAAGCCAAGUUGCAGCAGGUGGACGCCAUGCCCAUCGAAGAGCUGCGCCCCGAGUUCCAGCAGCAGCUCAGCGACGUCAAGCAGAUCGUGUACGGCGACAGUCUGCAGCCCAAGAUGCUGCAGGGCAAGCCGCUCAACGGCAGCAUGUUCGCUGGCUUGCUGCAGGCCUACGUGGCAGCUAUCAACAGCGGCGGCGUGCCUGUUAUCACGUCCGCGUGGGAAGGUGUGACUGCCAGCGAGUGCCGCAAGGCCAUGUCCACUGCUGCCGACGCCUUCAAGAAGAGUCUGGCCGCGCUGGACCUGCCGCUGGAUGACGAGGACCUCGUUGAAGCCAUCAAGGAGGCCGAGGAGCAGGCCGUGGCGCAGUACCGCGCUGCUGCUAUCGGUGACAGCGCCUCGAAGCUGGAGGUCAACCUACGCAAGCGCAUGGACGACGACAAGGCUGUGUGUGCACGCAACAACUCGGCGCAGAGCAAGGAGAUGUGCGACCGCUUGCUGCAGGUGCUGUACGCCGAGCAGAUCCAGCCCAAGCUGGCCGCUGCCAGCGACGACGACUCCGGUGGCUUCGCCGACAUUCAGCAGUUCUCGCGCGAGUGGCAGGCUUUCCGCGACGCGUACCUGGCCAAGGCCCGCGGUGGCGCCAAGCUCGAGUGCUUGCUGAGUUUCUCGGAAGCCAAGUACGCCGAGGCCAUGCGGAUCCUGCUGAGCCGACAGGAGGAGGGCUACGAGAAGGAGAUCCGGACACUGCAGGGCGACGUGUCCAAGGUCAAGGAGGAGCUGGGCAGCGUCGGCGGCCGCGAGCAGAUUUACAAGGAGCAGAUCGAGCAGAUGCAGCUGCAGUCGUCGCAGAUCAUGUCCGAGAAGGCGCGCUUCGAGGCCGAAGCCGAGACCCAGCGCGAGCGCAUUGCCAACCUCGAGAGUUUGCUGCAGGACGAGGCCGCCACCAAGCAGCACGUGGAGAUCGAGCGCGAGUCCGCGGGUCUCAAGCUCACGAGCGAGACCAAGAAGCGCGAAGAGGUGGACAGCGAGCUCUCGCGCAUGAAGGCCGAGUACGAGCGCGUGGUGCAGGAGAAGGAGCGGCAGGAGAUGGAGCUCAACCUGCUCAGCGAGGAGUGCCAGCAGCUGCGCAAGGGCCAGACCUGCGGCUGCACCAUCUCCUAAGUCUAUUGUGACCAGGCGUACCAGUCCUUGUCAAUUUCCACCCUCGACGUGAUGCAUAUCCUAGAUAACACCAGCAACACAUUUUCCCCUUAAACCCGCAACACAUUCUCUAAACCCACGGCAACUUUUUUCUCUAAACCCGUCAUCCGAUUGCCUUAAGUGAAAAAAGAAGAAAGCUGUUGCUGUUGCUGUCGCAGUUGCCGUCCCUAUCGCUCUACAGCGGACGGCGGUUGGGCGUCAGCGGCGACACGUAGGCCUUGAGCUGCAAAAAUGCAAAUGCAACAUUUAACACCAGGUUAGAGAGUGCUAAAGGGAGUUUAGGGGGUGGACUGGCAGGCUUUACCUUAAAGCCCGUGAGGUCGGGCACCUCGAGCUGCAGCAGCUUAUCCUGGUCCACCACGUAGCGGCCGCGCUUGGCGUGCGUGCCCUCGUUGCGGCAGCCGUUGCCCUUGUAGAAGCGGCGGUUGGCGCGCUUGCUCGUGAGCGGGCGCAGCGAGUGCGAGCGCCCGAACUUGCUCUUGCGCGCGAAGCCCGUGAUCAGUCCGUCCAGCAGGCCCAUGCUCCUCGAUGCUCGAUGUGAUGUGCGGCUGCCAGUAAAAUAGUGCCAAAAGUGGUGUGCGGUACACGAAUUGGAUGGCAAUCCCUAUCCUAUCAUUUGGCAUUGGAUUUUGUAUGCUGAAUGAUAGGUCGAUAAGUUGAAGUGCACUUCAACUUCGUUUCCUGCUAUGUAUGUCCCUGGUCUGUUGCCGACUUGUAUCUAUCUGUUCACCAUUGACGACCCAGCGGAGAUGAACUUCUUGGCGGCCACGACCCAAUCGAUCAGGUCGCUCUGGCUCGGACACUGGAAUGUCAGCGUGCGGGAGACCCCGACGCGCAGCAUGCUGCCCAGCAGACCGGACGGCGGACUCACCUCCGUGAUCUCGAAGCUGGGCGUCGCGCUCUUGCCCAGGAUCUCGAUGCGGCAGUUGGUUAAACACACCGACUGGCUGUUCACGUCCGUCGUCUGCUCGUUCGUGGAGAUGGCGGCCAGCAUGGACUCCGUCGACUCCAAGAUGGAGCGCGUUGUGUUCUCCUUCAGUUCUAGCAAAUGCAGACGCCCAUCUUGAGUGAUGACGCACAGCACGUCUUUCCACGAGGAAAACAGCGACCCGCUCACUUGGUUCUUCAGGAACCCACA